GUUCAUCACUAUCAGCUGCACUUAGAGCAAUUAAAAUUAGAAGCGAGACGUAGUAACAUCAAAAACUGUGGAGUGGAUGACACGAAUGUGAGCUUUUUCACUGAAGCAAUAACGACACCGCGCACACCAGAAACACACGCAUAUUGUAUCCCGCAGGUAGAUAUAACGAACAUGCAAAUUUGCAAAUCUGUAGUCGCUACUGAUAAUACAUCCGCAAAAAAUGAUAUUCUGAUUGCCACUGAGAAAGGAUCGAUCUCUGUGAUUGAUAAAAAAUGCGAUAGCACAAAUUUUAGUAGCUCGUCCGAUUCGAGAAAGAUUUCAUUAGAUGCAAGAGAUAAGGUAUAUCCUGAUAGUGAGUGGAAAAUUGAAAACUGCAAUCAACAGCAGGUGAUGAUUGGAAACCACGAAGCUACUGUUCAAGACCUAUCGAAUGUCGGUCAUGUUUAUGAAGAAGUUAGAGCGAUUAAGCAACCAUGCAAUAGUUUAUAUGAGUACGACAUUCAAGAUUACUACGAGAAAUAUAGCCCCACUACAGCGAAAACCUUAAUAGACACGCUUUUCUUACCACGACAUACAAUUUGCAGAAAGUGCGCGAGAACAAAGGGCAGUCCAGUAUACACUGAUCGUUUGAUAUAUACGAAAGAGUCGUUGCUCGCCAUAGAGGUAAUUCUGUGUCAGUAUGACGACGUUUCAUGCUUCAAGUAUCCGCGCGAGGAUUCCGAGGAUAUUUUCUGCUCGCGAUACGAUCAAAAUCGAGAUUAUAUGCUAGUCUACAAUUACACGAAAACUAACGUCGCGGGUAUAUUUUAUUCUCAUUGCUGGCCCCGAGACAUCUUUGAUCUGCAAUCGCUGUUGAAGCCGAGCAUCAAUGUUGUAAAUCGUACUUGUUGCAAUCUCGUAGUGAAUACUCAAUUGUAUCAUCGCUGUAUAAUUAACUAUCACGUAAGAACAUCGAGAGCCGGCUGCACACCCAUGACAUUUUAUCGUGAUUAUGGCACUCUGAUAAGCAGCACGAAACAGAUUAGCCAUAAUGAUUCACAGGAUCCGCUAGUUUAUCAGGUCUACCGAUCGAAGGAUGAUCAUACCAACGAACACCGAAGAAACAGGUCGAGUUUAUUACUGCUGGAACCGUUGCUGCUAAUGCCGGAAUCAACUGAUUCUGAACACCGAGAAAAUACUAAAAAUAAGAUUUCGCAAUCAGAACGCACAAAAAUUAUCAAAAUAAUAAUGAUCUACGCAUUAUCGUUUCUUAUUCUUACGAGCAUUACAUUUUACAUCGUUUAUUUAACCUAGAA
Molecule: messenger RNA, 1295 nt
Organism: Cyphomyrmex costatus
Lineage: Eukaryota; Metazoa; Arthropoda; Insecta; Hymenoptera; Formicidae
Exons: 1
Source: RefSeq, a predicted model, not a curated record